Molecule: messenger RNA, 1668 nt
Organism: Microplitis demolitor
Lineage: Eukaryota; Metazoa; Arthropoda; Insecta; Hymenoptera; Braconidae
Product: bromodomain-containing protein DDB_G0270170
Exons: 3
Coding region: 151-1584 (477 amino acids)
Source: RefSeq, a predicted model, not a curated record
UCUUUUUCUUAAAAAAUACAUAUUUUUAGUAUUAUUAUUUGUUUAUAGUGACAUUUUUAUGUUGGUGAUUUAUUUUUUUAAAUUCCAAGGUGCUUGAGGUGGAUUUAUUUAUUUAGUUUUUUUUCUUUUUCGAGAUAUAGAUCAACAACAAUGACAACAACGACCGGUGAUCCAUCGAGUUUAAAAACCCCACCAACCCUUUCUGGAGGUGAUUUAGUAUCACGUUUAUUAGCUGCAACGCCGCCUUACCUCUACAAUGUACCCCUAACACCACACAGUUUUUUCUUCAGCGAAAUGUUACGUUCUUUUGUCCAAGCUAAAUCAUCUUCAUCAUCAGACUCUUCAGUAGCACCUUCGUCUUCGAUACCUGCGAUAACCGUUAAUUCGAGCUCAAAUAUAAACGGACGUCGACGUAAACGAUCCUGGCGAGACGCUCGUGAACGUCCACUAGAGUUAACUACCAAAGACAAAACUAAUAAUAUUAUAAAUGACACAAAAUAUUUUCAUAAAGAUUUGUCUAUUGAAAAUCGUUACAAGUCUACCGCUUCGACAAAUUUAAAUACCAGUGUUCCAACUACAGAUUACAAUAAUGAUAAUGAUAAUAAAAAUAAAAAUACACAAAAUUAUGAUACAAUAGAUAAAAAUCUAUUGGGAGAACCAGAAGCAGAAGCAGGAGCUAGUGCUGGGGGAUAUGAUCCACUUAAACCGGUUGACGAAAAUCCUACAGAUUUUUUAAGACAUCAUCGUCAUUUUUUUGACGAUCCUUCACGAUUGUUUAAUAAUAAUAAUAAUAACAAUAGUGUUAAUAAUAAUAAUAAUAAUAAUAAUAAUAAUGAAGGUCAAGGACAAGGACAAAAUUCUUUGUCUGAAGAAAAUCGCAAAACUGAUUCAGUUCCUAUGAAUGGAAUGGGAUUUAUAGGAGAAAAAAAAAAUAAAUUAGAUUUUAAUCCACGUAAUUUGUUACGGGACGAUUUAAAAAAUUCAAAUUGCGGAUUACCAGCCCAACCAACUACUGAUUUUACUCCAUCACCAUUUUGGUAUCCUCCAUAUCCGAUUCCUCCGCAAUCUUAUCCAGGAAUAGAUCCACUACAUUUCUUUAUUGAUUUGCGUGUAUCAGGACAUAUUUGGGACCGAAAAAUAAAUAAUGAAAGACAGCUAUCCUUUAAAAGUAAACAUUGUUCAGCAUUUAGUGUGCCCCAGACAGUUAAGGAAUACAAUAAUAGUAGGCCGCUAAAUUUGACACGCGAUGAAGUUGUAAUUGGAUCUUGCAAAAAUAAAGAAGAAAAUUUUAGGGGCACACAUUUUAUUCUCAAGAAUUUAAGCAAAACUUAUAGGGAUAUUGAAAAUAAAGGUUUGGUGGUGGAGAAGAUUGAGGAAAAAAAUGAUGAAACCGUCGGCAGUUCUUUACACCAAGACAGAGCAUCACUGUCAAGUAUAAAAGAAGAUAAAGAGGUGAUUGCUACUACAACUUGUUCUACGUCAAAUAAAAAAGACAUACGGGCACUUAUUGGUUUAGAACUUGUUGUUGAUUAUGUAAAAGAACCUAAAGAAGAACCUGACGCACAAUCACCCCAUAACGAAUGAAUUUCUGAAUUUCAAAUCGAAUUAAAUAAACUUAAAAUCUACCAUAUAAAUACAAUUAUUAAAAUCAAAUAAUUUAUAAGUAAG